CUUGUAGACCCUGACCCGCCUUCACGCCGGCUCAACGCGAGUCCAUCUUCGGUGAGCGGACCGGCCAAAAGCGUUGCAAGCUCUAAAGUGGCCGCCCACCUGCUCGCCGCCACCUCUCAUUUCCACAAUCCGAAACCAAACAACAAAAGAUGGCCAGCCAAAACCCCUCCACGCCCGUAAAGGUGCCUUCAUCAGCCGCUAGCUACACCGCGGCCACACUCGACCCAGAUCUCAGAUCCCAAAUCAACUCCAUAUUGAUAAAGGAGGGGCAUGUCACCAAAAUCCAAGACAGCCUCCUGCACGCCCUCCACUCGCACAAAUCCAACUGGCCGACCGCCGUGCAGAACCACGCGCUCUCGCUGCUCCGCUCAGGCGAAGUGACCUCCUUCCCGGCCCUACUCCGCCGCGUGCUCGAGGACGUGCGCCAAGACACGACCUUCUCCCCGAACGGCACCGCGGCCACGACCACGACCACGACCACGACCACGACCAACGGCACCUCGUCCUCCUCCAGCAGCAAGACCGCCAACGGCGCCGCAUCGUCAGAAGAGAACGGCAGCACGCCGGCGGCGGUAAACGGCAGCAGCAGCAAGACCAACGGGUCCGCCGCCGCCGCCGCGGCAACCAAUAACGGCACGGGUGCUGCUGGUGCUGGUGGCAGGCCGAGCCUCGCCGUCCCGCCGACCGUCGUGGAUGAGGCGCUGAAGGUCACGCGGGAUUGUCUCGAUUCGGUGUGCGAGAUGGACGAGAGCGGUGGGACGUGAUUUGGGUGGUGCCCACCCAAGGUGAUGGUUUUAUGAACACGACCCUGUGCUGUUCGGGAUACCCGCUCACUGCCUAUCUCCCUCAAGACGGGAGUAGGGGGGUGGUGGCGGAUCUGGAAGGCGAUGGGAAGAUGUCAGCCACAUCCGUGCAAAAAACACCGGGCACAACUU
Molecule: messenger RNA, 935 nt
Organism: Chaetomium fimeti
Lineage: Eukaryota; Fungi; Ascomycota; Sordariomycetes; Sordariales; Chaetomiaceae
Exons: 2
Coding region: 150-764 (204 amino acids)
Source: RefSeq, a predicted model, not a curated record